AUGGGUGGCACCGUCUUGGAGGGCUUUGGGGCUUUUGUAGACACCCCACGUGCUGAGCUACCAGCAAACCUGCUUCUUAUUGCAAUGAAAAACAUUAAAACCUCAAAGUAUGUUCAGGCUUUGGCUUUGGGCGUCCCUCGUCUUUCCAAUCGCUGGAUCGAUAGCUGUUAUGAAGCGCAUCAAGUAUUGUCAUAUCAGCCGUAUCUCCUCCCGACUGGAAUGUCUGAAGAACUCGAAACUAUCGUCUCAAGCACACCUCCCCAUAAUCGAGGGAUAUUUUGUGGUUUAGUGAUCGGUCUUUGUGGUUCCUUUGCAUUCAAGGAGGACACAAAAACUACACUCAAGUUGGCAGGUGCCAAGGUGAAAGCUGUGACGCCUAAGAGUGGCCCACAGGACUGUAACUACAUUAUAUUCUAUAACCUCUCGUCUCACGAGAACUAUUGCAAGGUCAAUACCCCUGUCCCUAAGCUAUCCCACGAAUGGCUUACCCAGUGUUUAAUCAAUCAGCGAAUCGUAUCUAUUUAUGCACAUCCGAGCUAUAGAGAGUUCAAGAAUUAUAGUAUACCGACUGCUUAA
Messenger RNA from Lobosporangium transversale, 576 nucleotides. RefSeq lists its product as hypothetical. Gene Ontology annotation, cellular component: nucleus. The record is from RefSeq and is a predicted model, not a curated record. The transcript has 3 exons. Lineage: Eukaryota; Fungi; Mortierellomycota; Mortierellomycetes; Mortierellales; Mortierellaceae. Gene Ontology annotation, biological process: positive regulation of transcription by RNA polymerase II; DNA damage checkpoint signaling. Gene Ontology annotation, molecular function: histone binding. Bases 1 to 576 code for a protein of 191 amino acids.